GCCACUGCUGCUAACACUAAUAUAAGCUUUACGUUCUUGUCAUGAGCUUAUUCUCAUUUCAAUCAAUUGGAAAUUCUGUACUGUAUUACCCUAAUAUCUGAAUUUUCAGAUGCAUGAAGCAAUUCCUUUUGGGUUAUGAUAUCCGGAAUGACCAUCUGAAAUCUUUCUUUCUGCUUAUACUCACGUAUUUAUAUUGUUUGUUUCUGAUAUACCGAUCUACGUUACUCUGUACAUUUGCCUUCGUUUCACUUUACACGCCGCGGGUUGGCCUCACGCUCUCCUCGCUCCCAAUCACCAUCUCAACCACGCGCAAACUUAUUAACCUCCAGAUAUUCACUCUCAGAUUCGACUGCUGCCUAAGUCUUCUCCCAGCCUCUUACCCAGCUGUACCUUGGCGGCCGGACGGGGCUCUGACCUUUCGUCUAUAAAAUCCGCCCCUCUCCCCCCGCCCUCUUCUUCCUUUCUCUUCUUUCUCUUCAUAUCUUUUCUUCUAUCUUCGUACGGCAGACCGACAGAGCUGAGCUUCUCUCCCGCCGAUAUUUAUCCAACACCCGAAAACCAAUACCCGAUACACGAU
Xylona heveae TC161 is the source of this 577-nucleotide messenger RNA. RefSeq lists its product as hypothetical. NCBI's taxonomy places the organism in Eukaryota, Fungi, Ascomycota, Xylonomycetes, Xylonales, Xylonaceae. Bases 114 to 428 code for a protein of 104 amino acids. The transcript has a single exon. The record is from RefSeq and is a predicted model, not a curated record.